CUCGCUGCCGCCGGGGUGACGUAUUCGUGGCCCGAGUUUAUUAAACCUGGAAUGGCCGACACUAACGCCACUUCCGUUCUGUGCACAUCAUGUCGGAAAUAACUGAAGAGCAGGAGUCCCUGUCGCCUCAGGAUGGGGGCGAGAUCCCGGAAGGUGGAGGAACCACGGUGGGGGUACUGGAGCCGGUUCCCGCCUUAGCCGUGCCCCCGGUGGCUGAGGAACCUGCUGGAGAUACGAAAAAGAAAAUUGAUGUUUUGCUUAAGGCUGUUGGAGAUACCCCUAUAAUGAGGACCAAGAAAUGGACUGUAGAGAGAACUCGCACAAUCCAGGGGCUUAUUGACUUUAUCAAAAAGUUUCUCAAACUAAUGGCCUCAGAACAACUGUUUAUUUAUGUAAAUCAGUCUUUUGCGCCUUCACCGGACCAGGAGGUUGGAACACUCUAUGAGUGCUUUGGAAGCGAUGGCAAACUGGUACUGCAUUAUUGUAAAACUCAAGCCUGGGGAUGAAUUAUGACCUGCCAUUUCUUAGGACUGUCAGAUGGCAAAUGGGCUUUGAUCUUCAGAGACAUUCCCUGUCUACAAAUUGAAGAGAUGUCAGCACUGUUGCCCAUGGAAUUAACUUUAUUCUUCCUCACGUUUUCUCUACAGAUCAAUGCAGGCAAUUAGAAGAUCUAUGUAUGGGUCUCAGCCUGAUAAUAUUCUUCAUUUUGUGAAAAUAUUUGUGCUUGUGCUCCUGAACAAUUAAGCUGUCUUUCUAUGCACCAAAACUCUGAGGUUUCUUUUUUGAAAAGUGAUAUGACUGUUCUGAUUUAAGAGUCCAUGGUUCAUCAUUUACCAGGUUGUAGGGAAGUUUAUACCUUCACUUUGCAGAAAAAUACUUAUUGGAUAUGGAGUUUCUGUUCCUAUGAAGAAAGGGUUAAAAUUUCUAUUUUCUGUUGUCCUUGACUCCUUGUUUGACUAGAUUCCAGUUUCUGCUUCCAUGUGCUCAUAGGACUUUGGACUUGUAUUUCAGUUAGCACCCCUCUCCCCUCAAAUUGCAAACUUUAUCUGGAAUUGUAAGGACUUUCAAAUAUAAUUUGUGAUGUGGCAUGUAAGGGGGUGGGAGUCUUCUGCUGUUCAAAGGGGAAAGGCCCUGGGCCAACAUUUAAAGGUUUUUACAUCUUGGGCAACUUGUACUUGCUUUCUAAUACAAUAUGCUCAACAUUAUUGUUAUUUGAUUACUUGUAUCACAGUGAAAAUAUUUGCUAUUCUGAAAACUAUGGUCAGAGUCCGUAUACUACUAUUAUACCAUCAUACAGCCAGUGACUCGAGCUCAUCAUGCUUUUUUGGUAUUCCUCCCCCAAGAUGUCUGCCAAUAUAUACUUUUUUUUGACAAUCCCAUGCUGUUUAAGAAUGUUUUUCCUUGCCAGAUUAAAUGCCAGCCCUUCUACAGUUAUGAAAGGUAGAGAUAUUAAUUUACCUUAUUUAGAAAGGAUCUGUUUAUGUUCUUCUGGUUCAAUGGAUUCUCUAGCACUAAUGCUGUUGAGAUGUCUCUUCUAUAAGAUUCUUAGAUUGUGUUAUGUUAUCCUCUGGCCUGGAUUAUCUAUGUCUGAGGUAAUAUCCUUUUAUUGAAUAAGAAGGAUCCUAAAGUUUGACUGGCAGUUACAAAUUUUAUUCCAGUCCUUAUGACCUGUAAGCAACAGAAAGUUCCUCUUGAGCCCAUUAUGGUAAAUGAAUAACUAUGAACAUCUAAAAUGACAUUGGAGGAAGGGAAAGAUCACACAUUAGUUCUGCUCAUCGUAUCAUCAGUAACAGAAAUAACAAUUUAGGAAGGAAGUUGCUGGUAGUAACUCAGCUUUUACUUCUGAUCAACAAUGGUGUGCUGGUUUUCAAGCAGGGCCUACUUUUAUUUGCUCUCAAUCUCAAUUUUUGAUAUUUCUCAUCUCUAAAUAGGAGAGUGGUGUCCCGAAUUAUUUUAAGCUGAUGUAAUUUUUUUUUUGCAAGACUGACAACAUUGCAAUUGUAUUGUUAAAAUUAUUUCCUAGAAACCAUUUUUGGAUUGAUUAAGGCCCAAUACAUUAUGGAAAACAAAAUCUUUCUAUAGCUGCUUUUAUAGAAACACUAUUACGAAUCUGGCAUUUUGUUAUUUAUUAAAUUUUAUCUACCUUUCUCCUGAUGUGGAACUCAGGGUCACCUACAUAGAACUCUGAGGAGAUGUUCCCCCCAGAUGCUGACCAGAGCCAGACUUAAUUAGUUGUAUCAUGGUUUCUCUUUUAUGACCUUCCAGAUUUAUCCUUGAACCUUAAAACAGCCAUCAUAUUUUCACCAGACACUGGCUGGAUAGAAUAAUGGUGUCAUAACAUUAGGGGCCAACAUGUCAUUGGUAAAUCCCACAUUAGUACCACUUUCAGCUGGGCUACAUAAUAAGAAUAAACCUUUAGUCGGCAUUAAAAAAUACAGAGUCAAAAACAAACAAACAGUGCAAAAAUCUGAAAUACAGGGGAGGAUCAACAUACCAGAACUUUCCCAAGAAAUCUGGACUACAUAGAUCAAGCCAUGCAGCCAAAGUCACAGGAUAAUGCAAAUAGCAGUUGUCUGUUUAAUGGGGCCACUAAACAUGUUCCAUGUGAUUCAUGUUUGACAUACAAACAUGUGGUUUGAAGCAGAGUUUGGAUAUGAGACUUAGUCUGCUAUAGAACAUGUUGUUGUUAACAUUUUUAGGCCACUCUUCCCCUUGUGGGCUCUUGGCGGCUGAGGUAAGCACAACUAAGUACUGUGCAAGUUGCUUCAUAUGAAUGCUUCUACUGUGGAAAUUGCAUCUCCUCAACUCUGCACCAUCAUCAUUCCGCAAAUAAGGCACAUUAUUGCUGAUUGUGCUUUGGGUUCCUAAUGGCUGUAUGUGGUGGUUGUCAAGAAACAGCUUUCGGCACUCAGCUCAAACACUGCUGCAAACUCUGUGGAUUUUAGGGAUUUAUUAAACUUAAAUGUUUUGAAGCAUAGUAAUGUAUUAAAUAACACCUUCAUAUUAUAAUGGUGAAAUGUUUGUAGUUUCCAUAGUUUUGCAAAAUCAAUAGUAUAAUUGGGAAAUAAUAAUUGGGACUUAAAUGUGCUGUAGAACAUGUUGUUGUUGUUGUUAACAGUUUUAGGCCACUCUUCCCCUUGCGGGCUCUUGGUGGCUGAGGUAAGCACAGGUAAGUACUGUGCAAAUUGCUUCACAUGAGUGCUUCUAUUUGCUGUGGAAUUUAAGCCUCUCUGAGCUUUAUAGAGGAGUGUGGCAUAUAAGUUUGG
Sphaerodactylus townsendi is the source of this 3266-nucleotide messenger RNA. RefSeq names its product autophagy related 12 (gene ATG12). The transcript has 4 exons. Gene Ontology annotation, cellular component: Atg12-Atg5-Atg16 complex; phagophore assembly site membrane; cytoplasm. The record is from RefSeq and is a predicted model, not a curated record. Gene Ontology annotation, biological process: autophagy of mitochondrion; nucleophagy; autophagosome assembly. The coding region runs from base 90 to 506 and encodes 138 amino acids. NCBI's taxonomy places the organism in Eukaryota, Metazoa, Chordata, Lepidosauria, Squamata, Sphaerodactylidae.